CUGCUACCGCCCCUCGCGCUGUGUCACAGGCUUUGACGACUCAGGCUCCGGGCCCGGCUGGCCCGUCCGGCCCGUCUUCGGGUCCCCGCGGCCAGCAAGCCGGCUCCCGGGCACCAGGCCCCGCGCCCCAGAACCCCGCGCCUGUCCUUGUUUGGCCACGCGGCCGCGGCGCAGUCGGCGCGUCCUCCCGGGCCGCCCCGCGGGCGUCAGAGGGAGGGCGGGCGCUCCGCGCGGUGACGGCGACGCCUGCAGCCCCAAGCGCUCCACUCGCUGCCGCCGGAGAGGCCGGUGACCUCUUUGCCGCCCCGCCUCGGAGGCUUAGAUGGCUCAGGCGAAGAUCAACGCCAAAGCCAACGAGGGGCGCUUCUGCCGCUCCUCCUCCAUGGCCGACCGCUCCAGCCGCCUGCUGGAGAGCCUGGACCAGCUGGAGCUCAGGGUUGAAGCUUUGAGAGAAGCAGCAACUGCUGUUGAGCAAGAGAAGGAAAUCCUCCUGGAGAUGAUCCACAGUAUCCAGAACAGCCAGGACAUGAGGCAGAUCAGCGACGGAGAAAGAGAAGAAUUAAAUCUGACUGCAAACCGUUUGAUGGGACGAACUCUCACUGUUGAAGUUUCAGUAGAAACAAUUAGAAACCCCCAGCAGCAAGAAUCCCUAAAGCAUGCCACGAGGAUUAUCGAUGAGGUGGUCAGUAAGUUUCUGGAUGAUGUGGGAAAUGCCAAGAGUCAUUUAAAGUCACUCUACAGUGCGUGUUCGUCUGAGGUGCCAUCCGGGCCAGUGGAUCAGAAGUUUCAGUCCAUAGUAAUUGGAUGUGCUCUUGAAGACCAGAAGAAAAUUAAAAGAAGAUUAGAGACUCUACUUAGAAAUAUUGAAAACUCCGAUAAGGCCAUCAAGCUAUUAGAGCACUCUAAAGGAGCUGGUUCCAAAACUCUGCAACAAAAUGCCGAAAGCAGAUUUAAUUAGUGUUCAAACCCACGAGCACUUAACAAAUAAUGAUGUAGAAAUGAUAAGUGAUAAGUAGUUCCUUACGUUGGGCAUAACCAUUUGUUUGAUACUGACAGUUGUUUCAAAUGAGGAAAAUAUUCCAUCCAGUGUCAUCAGUUUUGUGAAUAACAAAACUAGAAAUAUUUUAAUUAUCUAAACUUUUUAGAUUGAAUUCUUGUCUUGUACUAGGAUCCAGCACAUUUUAUAUACUUUACUAUUCUGUGGAUGAAUACAUAGUAUAUGAGGAAAAAUAAGUGCUCAGCGAGGGCAGAAGGGCCCCUGCUCUUUCUUGGUCUUACCUUUGGUUUGGAAACAAUUUCACCCGGGGGCAUUUAAGUUGACUAGGAACACCUUACCUUAAACAGCACGUAUACUCACUGUCCACAUUGUGUUAACAAAACACUGUGCUUAGAGGGAUGAAGGAAAUCACAAAACAACAUCAUAGGGUUUUCUCUCUGUUCUCAUUCAGCAGUCACUUCAAACUUCAAAGAUUUAUGCAUCUCAUAUGAAUGUGUUUUUGACAUACAUGACAUAAAAUGUAAGAAAAUCACUUAUAAUUUUACCACUGUGAACAAUUAUAUAUCUGCUUCAUCUUUUCUCAAAUGCAUUCUCUGAAAUUUCAGUAUUGUAACUUGCCUUUUUUAAGUUAAACACUGCUAUAAAGUCUGCUAGUCAACUUAAUAAGCUCUACUUUGUGUAAUUACAUCAUAGUUUAUGUAUCCAUUCUCUCACUGGAUGUUCGGGGGUGUUGUCAAAUUGUUGCUAUUACUGCAACAUAUUUAUGUAUAUUGGGUUUUUCUCCUUUUUUUGUUUUUGUUUUUCUUUCUAUAAGUUCCCAGCAGUGGGCUUAUUGAGUCAAAGGGUAUAUAUACAUUUUCAUGGCCUUAUACAUAUUUCUAAAUGUUUUUGUAUAAAAGUUAGAUUAGCUUUUACUUUCGUCAUGAAUUAUAGCUACUUCACUGAAACCUUAACAGCAUUGAGCAUUAAAUUUUAUCUAA
Molecule: messenger RNA, 1977 nt
Organism: Nycticebus coucang (slow loris)
Lineage: Eukaryota; Metazoa; Chordata; Mammalia; Primates; Lorisidae
Gene: BAG2
Product: BAG cochaperone 2
Exons: 3
Coding region: 323-958 (211 amino acids)
Biological process (GO): protein stabilization
Molecular function (GO): adenyl-nucleotide exchange factor activity; protein-folding chaperone binding
Source: RefSeq, a predicted model, not a curated record